This is a messenger RNA of Carassius auratus (goldfish), 558 nucleotides long. Its product is annotated as thymosin beta-a. The record is from RefSeq and is a predicted model, not a curated record. Gene Ontology annotation, biological process: regulation of cell migration; actin filament organization. Gene Ontology annotation, molecular function: actin monomer binding. The coding region runs from base 114 to 254 and encodes 46 amino acids. The transcript is spliced from 3 exons. Gene Ontology annotation, cellular component: cytoplasm. NCBI's taxonomy places the organism in Eukaryota, Metazoa, Chordata, Actinopteri, Cypriniformes, Cyprinidae.
GCGUUUGUGCAGUGAUGUGCAGUAUUUAAAGCGGCCGCGCAGCUUCAGCGCACAGAGCUCGAGUCUAUCAGAUCCAGUGUACUACAGUCCCGAGCAGCGCCAGACUCUCCAACAUGAGCGAUAACCCUGUGAAAGAAGAAGUGCAGACGUUUGACAAGAGAUGUCUGAAGAAGACCAACACGGCGGAGAAGAACUCUCUGCCCACUAAAGAAGAUAUCGAGGAGGAGAAGAAGGCUGGAGACGGGGCCAAAUGAACGGAAGCGGUGCCAGCUCUCCUCCGGGACGUCUGCUCCACUGCUGCAUUAAUCAAAUCAUUCUUCUGGCAUUUUUAAAACGGUGUGAACUGCAGAAUCAUGUGUGUGAUGGGGACUGUGGAUAUUCUCCAUCUCUUCAUCGUGUGGGGUUUGGAGAGGAGAUGGAUGAUGAUGAUGAGCACAGUUCAUGAUUAGCUCACGGCUGCCCACAUCAAUCUGGUGCCAUCUGCACUCGUUAUUCUCUAAUUAACAUGUCAGAGGAUAUUUUUGUUUAAUAAAUGAUAAUAAAAACUUUUAAAGUGUG